Molecule: messenger RNA, 1392 nt
Organism: Prunus armeniaca (apricot)
Lineage: Eukaryota; Viridiplantae; Streptophyta; Magnoliopsida; Rosales; Rosaceae
Source: the annotation of a GenBank genome assembly
AUGCCUAAGCGCCCAACCUUUGCCUCAUACCUUGACACACCCAAUCUACCACCCAAGAUCAGACUCCUCUGUGAAAUAGUGGCCAAUACCCACACUCUUUCUGUUGAGGAACGCCUGGCAGAGACUGGUGUUAGAGUGACCCAAGAAGACGUUGAAGAGGUCCUCAAACUCUCUUACGCUUUUCCAGGUCCCGCCGUGAAGUUCUUUAGGUGGGCUGGUCACCAUCUCAAUGACUACCACAGCCCCUAUGCGUGGAACUUGGUUGUUGAUCUUCUGGGUAAGAAUUGCUUCUUUGAUGCGAUGUGGGACGCCAUAAAGUCCAUGAGAAAAGAAAGGUUACUCUCUUUGGCCACUUUUGCUUCUGUUUUUAGUAGUUAUGUAGUUGCCAAUCGUGUCCAGGAGGCUUUUAUGACUUUUGAGGUUAUGAGCGAAUAUGGAUGCCCUAGAGAUAUUGUGGCAUUGAAUUCCCUUUUGAGUGCAAUUUGUAGAGAUGGGAAGACUUCAGAUGCUGUUGAUUUUUUGCGUAUUGCUAAGGAUAAGAUUAAGCCAGACCCUGAUACGUAUGCGAUUUUGUUGGAAGGGUGGGAAAAUGAAGGCAAUGUAGCUUGUGCUAGGCAGGUUUUCUCUGAGAUGGUGAUUGAGAUUGGUUGGGACCCGAGCAAUGUGCCAGCUUAUGAUUCAUUCUUGAAUACUUUGCUUAAGGGGCCUGAUGGGAUCCGCGAAGCAGUGAAGUUCUUUGAGACCUUAAAAGAUAGGAGGUGUUAUCCGGGGGUCAAGUUUUUCAGCCUUGCUCUUGAUGAGUGUGUCAAGAAUAGCGAUUCUCGGGGAGCUGAGGCUCUUUGGCAGGCAAUGGUAGGGAUAAUUGGUUUCCAACCUGAUACAAUUAUGUGUAAUUUGAUGAUUUCUUUACAUUGUCGUGAAGGAAAUCCAGAUUUAGCAAAGAGAAUGUUGGAUGAUAUGGUGUACAAUGGGGCAUUUCCGAAUUCACAAACAUAUGACAUAUUGUUUAAGUCGUUGAUCAAGAAUAGGAAGUUGAAGGAGGCAUCGACUUUGUUUACUGAGAUGGUUAAAAAUGAGUGUGUUCCAGAGCAUGCUAAUUGUAAUAUGGCAGUAAGGACUUUCCUUGAUUUGGGGGAUCCUUAUUUUGCUAUAAAAGUUUGGAAGUGCAUGCUAGAGAAUUACCAUUCUGGCUUGGAGGAUACUGGGAAUUUGUUGGUUGUAGGGCUCGGCAAUCUGAAUAGGGUCCCAGAAGCAGUUAAGUACGCAGAGGAUAUGAUUGUAAGAGGAAUCAAAUUGGAAUUUUCCACAUUGUCAAAGCUGAAGCAGAACCUCAUCCAAGCAAGGAAGGAAUACUUGUAUGAUGAACUUUUUAGAAAGUGGAAAGCUCAAUAG